CCCAGCGACAGCACAAUGAACGCUGAGCUGGAAAGUCUGCUCUCCGCCGAGACCGCAAAGGAGCGUGAAGUGAAGCGUGUCAAUGACGAGAUUAUGGAACUACUGAGCACCCCGUCUGUCAUGGAAAGAGUUGUCACGGAAAAGUUCAAAUCCCAAGGAGAAUCACUCGGCGACUGCUCGUUUCUCAACACCUGCUUCCACGUGGAGACCUGCAAGUACGUGCACUAUGAAAUCGACCCGGCGGAUUUGACCACAGAUGAGGCAGUGGCUGCAGCCGGCGCCUACAAUCGCGGCCAACUUUGUCCUCAAACUCUCGGAGGAGGCUCAAAACGACAGGUGGACCCGGCGGCUGAUAGCAAGUCGGAUGCAGUUAACGGUGAAAACAAGUCGAUCGUACCACGCUGUGCCCCUGUAACCGCGGCUAGCGAUGUGCCAAUGUAUGCCCCACAGUGGAUCAACUGUGAUAUCCGCCAGCUGGACAUGACCUUCCUGGGCAAGUUUGCAGUCAUUAUGGCCGAUCCGCCCUGGGAUAUUCACAUGGAACUACCCUACGGGACCAUGUCGGACGACGAGAUGCGACGGAUGGAUAUCCCCUGUCUACAGGAUGAUGGCUAUAUUUUUCUCUGGGUGACUGGAAGAGCAAUGGAACUUGGUCGUGAGUGUCUCAGCCUCUGGGGUUAUGAACGCUGCGAUGAGAUCAUUUGGGUGAAGACCAAUCAGUUGCAACGUCUCAUUCGCACCGGACGAACGGGCCAUUGGUUGAAUCACGGGAAGGAGCACUGCCUUGUCGGUGUCAAGGGUAAUCCACAGUGUAUGAACAAGGGCCUCGACUGUGAUGUCAUUGUGUCGGAAGUGCGAGAGACGAGCAGAAAACCGGAUGAAAUCUACGGGAUUAUCGAAAGGCUGUCGCCGGGCACUCGGAAGAUUGAGCUUUUUGGUCGUCCACACAACUUGCAGGCAAAUUGGAUAACCCUUGGAAACCAGCUGGACGGUACCUACUUGAUCGACCCAGUGGUCGUGGACCGCUACCGCAAACGUUACCCCAACGGGGCAGAGUGCAAAGGCGACAAGUCUUAA
Messenger RNA from Dibothriocephalus latus, 1077 nucleotides. The record is from the annotation of a GenBank genome assembly. Lineage: Eukaryota; Metazoa; Platyhelminthes; Cestoda; Diphyllobothriidea; Diphyllobothriidae.